AUGUGGUUCCUGGUUCUCUCUCUUAUCCCGUCCCUGGGGUGGACUGGUGCUGCGCCCCCCAUCCAGUCCCGGAUCGUGGGGGGCUGGGAGUGCAAGAGGCAUUCUCAGCCCUGGCAGGUGGCUCUGUACCAUUACAGCAAUUUCCAGUGCGGGGGUGUCCUGAUGCACCCCCAGUGGGUGCUCACGGCUGCCCACUGCCUCAACAACAAUAGCCAGGUCUGGCUGGGCCGUCACAACUUGUUCCAGUCUGAAGAUACUGGCCAGGUGGCCCAAGUCAGCAGCAUGUUCUCACACCCGUCCUACAAUAUGAGCCUCCUGAGGAGUCAAACCCUUGGGCCCAAUGCUGAUGCCAGCCAUGACCUCAUGCUGCUGCGCCUGGCGGAGCCCGCCCAGAUCACAGAUGCUGUGAAGGUCCUGGAGCUGCCCACCCGGGUGCCCGAGCUGGGGAGCACCUGCUAUGCCUCAGGCUGGGGCAGCAUCGAACCAAGGAAUCUUGCUCCCUGGAAGCUUCAGUGUGUGGACCUCAAGCUCCUGUCUAGUGACUUGUGUGCCAGAAUUUACUCUGAGAAGGUGACAGAGCUGAUGCUGUGUGCUGGGCUCUGGGAAGGUGGCAAAGACACUUGUGGGGGUGAUUCUGGGGGUCCACUGGUCUGUGAUGGCGUGCUUCAAGGCAUCACGUCCUGGGGCAGUGUGCCAUGUGCCAUGCCCCAGAUGCCUGCCCUGUACACCAAGGUGGUGUGUUACCAGAAGUGGAUCAAGGACACCAUUGCAGCCAACCCCUGAGCAUGCCCACCCACCCCCACCUCUAGUAAA
This is a messenger RNA of Carlito syrichta (Philippine tarsier), 813 nucleotides long. Its product is annotated as kallikrein-2-like. Gene Ontology annotation, molecular function: serine-type endopeptidase activity. The coding region runs from base 1 to 783 and encodes 260 amino acids. The record is from RefSeq and is a predicted model, not a curated record. Lineage: Eukaryota; Metazoa; Chordata; Mammalia; Primates; Tarsiidae. Gene Ontology annotation, biological process: proteolysis. The transcript is spliced from 5 exons.